AUAUAGGAUGCAAUUAUAUUUAAAAACUGCAACAGUUAUGAUUCAAAGUUGGAUGGCCGUCUAAUAGAUAAUACAGUAAUUAAGAGGAGUAUUUUAUAUGAUUUAAAGUACCAAGUAGUAUCGUAUAAAUAUAGAAAUCACCAGACACCAGUUACAGAAGCUACACACAACCUCCAAAAAAUGACAAGAGACUCAGAUCCACCAUCCUCCAGCACCCUUGUUCUGCAAGACAGAGUAGCCAUUGUGACGGGCGCCUCCCGUGGCAUCGGAAAAGAGAUUGCUCUCCACCUAGCUUCCCUUGGCGCCAAAGUGGUAGUCAACUACACUUCAAAUCCAACACUAGCACAAGAGGUGGUAUCCCAGAUCAACAACUCUCACGGGACUGAAACCAGGGCCAUCGCAGUCCAAGCAGAUGUGUCUCAUCCAACUCAAGUAGAAGCCCUUUUCAAUACUGCAGAAGAAACCUUCCAAGCUCAACCCCACAUUGUUGUCACCACUGCAGGCAUCCUUGACCCAACAUACCCCUCCAUUUCUCAAACAACUGUUGAAGACUUUGAUAACAUCUUUAGUGUGAACACUAAGGGUACAUUUUUGUGCUGUAAGGAGGCUGCUAACAGGAUCAAGCGUGGAGGUGGAGGCCGGAUUAUUACUUUCUCAUCUUCACUCGCAGCAGUUUUCCGGCCCGGGUAUGGAGCAUAUACAGCAUCCAAGGCAGCAGUUGAGGCAAUGACCAAGAUUUUGGCCAAGGAACUUAAGGGGACAGGCAUUACAGCUAACUGUGUUGCACCAGGUCCCAUUGCAACUGAGUUAUUCUUUGCUGGUGCAACAGAUGAGCAUAUCAAAGGAGCAAUCAGUGUUUCGCCCAUGCAACGUCUUGGUGAGCCCAAGGAUAUUGCACCUCUGGUAGGAUUCUUGGCUGGAGACACUGGUGAGUGGAUUAAUGGCCAGAUCAUUCGAGCCAAUGGUGGAUUUGUUUAAACAAAAACUUCCCAAGUUCUCUCCAUUGUAUUUUGUCUAAUUUCCGUCAUUUAAGAUUCUUACAAAUAAUACUAUUCUCAUCAAUAAUACUCGAAUUCACUAGGACACGAUAUCUGAAUGUUCACAAAUCACAAUCAACUGCAAAAAAGAUUGUUUACAAUCUGUGUUUCGCCAAAUUAAGAGUUAGUAAAAGAUUCUUCAACUAAUUCAGGCUGUGAUGCCCAAGAAACUUAGCAGUCAUGGUUAGUAGGUCAUCAUGUAAAUUGGUUCCAGUCACUAAAUAGAGUGAGGUUUCAAUGUAGCUUGUGAAAUCUUUCUUAUUAUUGAUAAAAUUAAAAAUAAAAGAGUAUGGAACUACCUUUACUCA
Messenger RNA from Spinacia oleracea (spinach), 1345 nucleotides. Its product is annotated as NADPH-dependent aldehyde reductase-like protein, chloroplastic. Gene Ontology annotation, molecular function: oxidoreductase activity. The coding region runs from base 181 to 978 and encodes 265 amino acids. NCBI's taxonomy places the organism in Eukaryota, Viridiplantae, Streptophyta, Magnoliopsida, Caryophyllales, Amaranthaceae. The record is from RefSeq and is a predicted model, not a curated record. The transcript has a single exon.